Messenger RNA from Drosophila kikkawai, 2923 nucleotides. RefSeq names its product jumeau (gene jumu). Gene Ontology annotation, molecular function: DNA-binding transcription factor activity, RNA polymerase II-specific; transcription cis-regulatory region binding. Gene Ontology annotation, biological process: regulation of transcription by RNA polymerase II. Lineage: Eukaryota; Metazoa; Arthropoda; Insecta; Diptera; Drosophilidae. The record is from RefSeq and is a predicted model, not a curated record.
GUGAAACAGCGCAUUCGAAAAAAAAAUUCAACAGCAAAACACUCGCGGAGCAACUUGUAGACGGGAAACCCGGAAAAAUCAAAAAUCGUUCGUUGGCCGGCUAUAACUUUGUUGAAAAAGGAGCGAAUGUGCAAUAAACAAGUGCGUCCUGAUUAGUGUUAUUUCGCAAUUGUUUUAAAGUGUCUCGAAAAACCGAAUGAGAUAAAUACAGUUGAAUUGCGCGCCAUGUGUGGAUUCUUGUGCCAGGAAUAAAUAAAGAUUCAAUUAAAAAGUGUUCGAAAAACAACGGUUUCUGAUAUUUGUUGUUGUCGUUGUCUUUGCUCGAAAGAACCGUUGAACGGUUCCUACGGAGCAGCAGACCAAAGCGGAAUCGACCAAAACAAAGUGCAUGCUUAAAACAAACAGUUUUCGAAGAUGUUCGAACUGGAGGAUUACUCGAGCGGCAUUCACGAGGGCUUCUUCAGCAAAUAUGCGGACGCAGCUGGGCCCUCGCUGGAUUUCUACGUCUCCGACUCAAUGCAGGAAAUGCUAAAUGUGGACAUUCGUGCGGAGAUUGCCAAUGUGGUGGGCAGCUCCAGCAGUGAUCUCACCUCGUCCCUGGAUCACGCUCUCGAAGCCAUAUCCGCGAUUAACAACAACACCAGCAGCACAGGGAGCAGCAGUCUGCCGGUCUCCUACAAUGCCAACGCCAACUUCCUGACUAGCAGCGCCCUUCACGCCUCGCCCACGGCCAAGUGGAUGGGCUCCUCGGCCAGCUUCUGGUCGAAUUCCGACUACUAUGCUGAUCUGGGUGCCUGUGUGAAUCCCAUUUCCGUGAUGCCGCUGAUAAACUCCACUUCAGGAUCGACGUUGGGUUCGCCUCGUCGCAACAAGACAGCCACGUCCGCCCAGGGCAGAUCAGGAGUGGUGCCGUCGUCACCGUCUGCAGAUCGAGAUCAUCACAAAUCCCACUUGACCUUCUCGCCGGCCCAGAUGAAGGUCAGCGCUGGAUCGCUGCGCAGGGAGCAGGUAAUGGCCCAUAUACCCAAGCAGAUAUCCGUGGUCACAGGAACUGGCACCACUGCGCCGGCCACAAUGGCCACCAAUUCGGCGCUGCAGCGUCGCAACUCGUCGGCCGUGGAUGCCGUCCGCAAGGAUCUGGCCACAGAGCUGCGCAAGGCUCAGUCAUCGAGCCCGGUGCCCAACAACCUGGAGGUGGAGAUGGGCAAGGGCAAGGGUGCCACAACACUGCUCACAGCGGGCGGCGGAGGCACCAACACCAUUAAGCUGGCACCUGGCAUCGGUGGACUGACCUUUGCUAACAGUCCUGCCUACCAGAAACUGAAGCAAACCUCUGUGGUUAAGUCACCCGGAGGCAUGUCGCCGGGAGGCAUCAUCAAGCAGGAGAAUGGAAACAAGCGAGGAGGACAUCAGAUCAGCAGCACCACACCAAAGAGCAUCGCUUCGGCGGCCAAUUCGCCGCACCAUCAAAUGCAAAGCAACUGCAACUACAGCCUGGGAUCGCCCUCGUCCCUGUCCUCUGCCUCCUCGGCGGCCCUGUCGCCGCUGGGCAAUGUGAGCAAUCUGGUCAACAUAGCGAAUAACAACAAUACAAAUGGAACGGGCCUGGUGAAGCCACUGCAGCAAAAGGUCAAACUGCCGGCUGUGGGCAGUCCGUUCCCGAAGCCAGCGUACUCCUACUCCUGUCUCAUUGCUCUGGCGCUCAAGAACUCGCGGGCUGGCUCUCUGCCCGUCUCCGAGAUCUACAGCUUCCUCUGCCAGCACUUUCCCUACUUCGAGAAUGCCCCCAAUGGCUGGAAGAACAGUGUGCGUCACAAUCUGUCGCUGAACAAGUGUUUCGAGAAGAUUGAACGCCCGGCCACGAAUGGCAACCAGAGGAAGGGCUGCCGCUGGGCCAUGAAUCCCGAGCGCAUCAACAAGAUGGACGAGGAGGUGCAGAAGUGGUCGCGCAAGGAUCCAGCUGCCAUACGGGGAGCCAUGGUCUAUCCACAUCACCUAGAGUCUCUGGAAAGGGGAGAGAUGAAGCAUGGAUCAGCGGAUUCGGAUGUGGAGCUGGAUUCGCAGUCGGAAAUUGAAGAGUCUUCUGACUUGGAGGAGCACGACUUUGAAGACACCCUGGUGGAUGCCAUGCUGGUGGAGGAGGAGGAAGAAGAGGAGGCCGGGGAGGAGGACGAAGACGAGGAGGAUCACAUGCUGAGCGAGUUUGAAGCUGAAGAUGAGCAUAAUUCCCACGCCAGCAUGAAUCAGUCGAAUAACCUGCCCAUUGACCACGAACUGCUCGUCCAGAAGCAUGGUGACUUUGAUAUUGAGGUCGACGAACUGUACGAUGCCAUCGACAUUGAGGAUGACAAGGAGGCAGUGCGUCGCCUGAUCAACAGCACAUCAUCGAACAUCAUUGAACUAAACCCAGCCGAUCUGAAUGCCAACGAUGGCUAUCACCACCAGCAGCCGCCCGCCAAGCGUGCUCGCGUGGACAUCAACUAUGCUAUAGGACCCGCUGGAGAGCUGGAGCAGCAGUAUGGGCAGAAGGUGAAGGUGCAGCAGGUUGCCCAGCUUCAGCAUCAGCCGCCCACCUACAACAGGCGCAAGAUGCCGCUGGUCAAUCGCAUCAUCUAGGGAGGGGGCAGAGCCCUCUGAAGAGCCUGCAAGCUGCUGCUCCCAUAACAUUAAACACUUAGUGCUAGGUUUUUUUUGCAUUUAAGGCAUCCUUGCUACGCUUACCCCUUUGAUUAUAUCCCCUAUCGGAUAUCGAAUAUCAGCUUUCAGUUUUCGGUACAAUAUGUUAUUCAAUCCCCCCACUUUUUUGGCCGCCGUUUGAUUUUAAAUCUCGAAGAGCAUGAGCGCCGCGCCAGUUAAUUUGAAUCUUUUUCUCUCUGUAGUCUCCCCUCGAAUAAAUCUUUAUUGAUUGUAACACACACACGAA